AUGGGUUCAAGUCCGACUCAAGUUUCGAAGAGGCCAAACCUUUUUCACAUCUACGGUGGUCUGCCAUGCAACUCUUUAAUGGCUGACUCCUGGUCAGACAGAACUCCCCUCCAUGAAGCAGCUUAUCAGGGCAGACUCCUUAAUCUCAGGACUUUCAUCACUCAGGGCUUCCGCGUAGACACACUCACCAUGGAUAGAGUCUCUCCUCUCCAUGAGGCUUGUCUUGCUGGGCAUUAUGCUUGUGCCAAGUUCCUGCUGGACAACGGUGCAAAUGCAGAGGCAGUUUCAGCAGAUGGUGCCACAGCUCUUUAUAACUCCUGCAGCAGUGGAAGUGCUGCAUGUGUCAGACUCCUCUUACAGCACGGUGCAUCCAUCUACACCACCUGCCAGCUUGCUUCACCCAUCCAUGAGGCUGCCAAAAGAAAUCACAGAGAUUGUCUGGAACUGCUGUUGGCCUAUGGAGCUCCUAUUGAUGUGGAGCUGCCAGAUGUGGGGACCCCACUGUACUCCACCUGCAUGGCCCGAGCUGCAGCAUGUGUGGAGCUGCUGCUACGUUCAGGAGCAGAUGUCCACCUUGGAUGCGGACAAGACAGUCCUUUACAUGCUGCAGCUCGAGCCGGAGAGUCAAAGGUGGUUGAACUCCUGUUGGACUUUGGAGCUGACAGGUCCUACAGGAACGCAGAUGGAAAGACCCCUUUAGAUCUUUCAGUGCCCAACAGCACGGUUCAAGUUGCUCUGCAGAAAACAGGUCCUCGCUCUUUGUCCCAGCUGUGUCGUUUCUGCAUUCGUCGUAGCAUCGGAUGGAACCGGCUGCACAAAGCCUCCAGCCUCCUUCUCCCGCUCAGUAUCAAGGACUUUCUCCUCUACCAAUAA
Nematolebias whitei (Rio pearlfish) is the source of this 873-nucleotide messenger RNA. It is a transcript of the gene asb11, whose product is annotated as ankyrin repeat and SOCS box containing 11. The record is from RefSeq and is a predicted model, not a curated record. Bases 1 to 873 code for a protein of 290 amino acids. Gene Ontology annotation, molecular function: protein binding. The transcript is spliced from 7 exons. Gene Ontology annotation, biological process: positive regulation of protein catabolic process; protein ubiquitination; intracellular signal transduction. Lineage: Eukaryota; Metazoa; Chordata; Actinopteri; Cyprinodontiformes; Rivulidae.